CCCGACGACUUCCGCUUUGAUUUGGCGUCGCACUCGCGACAUCGGCGUCGGUAUAUUGCAUUUGAAGCGUUUAGAUAUAAAAGAUCUAUACAAGGUUGCAUUUGCGGUUGAGGAGGCUAUAAAACAAGAAGUCAAACACCAGAUAACACAGUCGAAGAUAUCCAAGAAAGAUUGUAUUGUAUUGUACAGGGCAAGAUUAUAGUGGAGAAAAAUGGGGAAAAGGAAACCGUCUUCAUGUAGAGACAAGGCUAUAACAUCAUCAAAACUCAAGAAAGUUGGAAAAAGGAAACCUAUUAAACAAAAUGAAGUUAAAGCAAAUAAUAAAGAAAAAAAUUCAAAUGGAAAUGAAAAGGCUAUAAAGAAAAGGCAAAGUAAAGUCACUGAGAAGGUGAAAAAAGAAAACUUAAAUGGAAAUGAAGAGGUAAAAGAGGAAAAUUCAGAAAUAUACACAUGUCCUCAUUGUAAUAAAAAGUUUGGAAAGUUGAGAAAUCUUCGGCGCCAUAAAAGGUAUCAUAGUGAAGUUAGAAAUUUUGUUUGUGAAGUUUGCGGAAAAUCAUACCGUGAUAAUACAGUUCUAAAGACCCACAUGCGUAUUCAUACUGGUGAAAGGAUGUUUGAAUGUGAACAAUGUGGUAAACGAUUCAUUCAGAGUUCCUCUUUGAAAACACACUUGCUUUUGCAUACUGGAGAAAGGCCACACGUCUGUGACAUCUGUGGAAAGUCAUUUGUUCAGAUGUCCAACUUAAGAGUCCACAUAAAGAGACAUGAUAAGACACUUUACAGUUGCAAAAUUUGUUUCCGUGGCUUUGGAGAGGAGAGAAGUUUACAAUCACACAUGAAGAAACAUGAGCAGAUGUUUCACAAGCAGUGUAAGUACUGUCAAGAAACAUUUAAAAGUGAGUAUCUGCUGAAGAGGCAUGAGACACGACAUGAAAAAGGUGGCACCCCAAUCUGUAAGGUGUGUGGGAAAAAGUUCAGCACCCACCAUAACUUGAAACGGCAUAUGAUGAUCCACUCUGGAGAUAAACCUUUUGGUUGCGACGAGUGUGGGAAGGCAUUCAACCAGCUGCAGUACCUUAACACCCACAUGAUGAUCCAUACCGGCCAGAAACCAUUCAGCUGCCAGAUCUGCGGCAAGGCCUUCGUUCAGAACCAAAACAGAAAACAGCAUCUGAAAACCCACGGCGCUCAGGGCCUGGAGGUGUUACAGAGUCUGAAGCAGUCUGACACUGCCGCCGACACAGACUCGGAUUCAGAAACCUCACAUGAUUCAGCAUCAGACAACUCUGAUGUUGCAUCAGACAAUGAGGAUCAAAAGGAGCUCUAAUGCCCCCCCCCCUCCCCCCCUUAUGUAGCAUUCAAAGAUUUAAUUUGAUACAGUUUCUGAUGACUCUCAUUCUGGACAUUACAGCAUUUAUUACUCCUUUUCCCACCCUCCAAUCCCUAAAACAAUUGGUUUUUAUAUUAUUCACAUUUAAGGUCAAGAUCUAGUAAAUGAAAAUUGCCUACAGAUUUAUGAAAUGCAAGACCCAAAUUUUUUUCGAUAAUGUUUCAUAACAAUAGUUUUGUUUGAUAUGGUGUACUGGGGCUUAAAUUGUUUGUAAUCAAGAUAAAAAAGUGUUUUAAAUUGUUAUUUUUUAUGAAAUAUGAAGGAAAUAAGGAACAAAUCUAGAAAUUUUGCCCAUUUUUGACAAAUAAAUUAUAACAAAAAUGCAUACUGCCUCUUCAAAAACAUCAUUAAACAAGUUCUUGACCUCUUUAAAAUGAUGUCAAAUUGAAUAUACUUUAUCCUGGUUAAGGUGCCUCACUACACCUUGAAAAAGUUUCUCAAAUCAGCAGAAAAUUACUUGAUUAUGAUAGAAAGCAUGAUGGAUAAGCAGUAUAUAUGUCAAAUAGGCGAAAGAAUGUCCAAUUUUAGUUAAAAGAGGAUAUUUUUAAAAAUUUCAUUAGUAAACAUAAACAAAAGCCCCAGGUGGAUUCGAACUCAUGACCUGUUGUUCACAAGCCUGAUACUUUAACCACUGAGCUAUGAUGAUGUACAUCUGAAUUGAUUGAUACAAACAGUUUAACAAAACAUUUAAAUCGCCAUCUUGUUACGUAGUUUCUUAAAAAGUAUGAAGUACCUUAAAUAUAGAAUGUCAAGAAAGUGUUUCAUUUUCUACAUAAUUCCUUAAGAGCCAUGAAGUAUGGGAAAAAAGAUCUAUCAAAUCUAUCAUGACAUCAAAUGAUUUCAAGUUGGUUGCAUUACCCAGUGAAUGAAGUAGUUACUAGUGACUAUCUUGCAGUAAUCAAUUGUCAAAUUAAUUACAUUGUUCUCUAUCCUUAACUUAGCCAUACUAUUGUUUUUAGAUGCUUCUCAGCAGACAGCUGCAUGUUUUGUAUGUAUCUUGACUGAUUAAGUUUUGUACAUAAAUAUCAACAUGUGUUUUAUCCUUAUGCAUGUUUGUGAAUUUUGUUCUUUCAUUGAGUUUGAUUAGAUAAUCAUGUAGUAUUGAAAUAGUAUUCAAAAUGCUGAGAUUUGCAUGCUGAUUAAAAUUGAUGAUUAUGUUAGUAUAUCUUUUGCAAUUUUCAAUUCUUAAUUUGGUAAUAAAUAAAUGGUCAAAAGUAGA
Molecule: messenger RNA, 2609 nt
Organism: Magallana angulata
Lineage: Eukaryota; Metazoa; Mollusca; Bivalvia; Ostreida; Ostreidae
Product: zinc finger protein OZF-like
Exons: 2
Coding region: 212-1327 (371 amino acids)
Cellular component (GO): nucleus
Source: RefSeq, a predicted model, not a curated record